GCCAUCAUCACAUUCGCACGUCGGUUCAGCAGCAUGGACGAGGUCUGUGGAGGUUGUGGCGCCGCGCUUCCGUCGGGUUGCCGCUUCUGCAUGCACUGCGGCGCGCCUCAUCACACCAAGAACACCUGUGCUUGCGGCCAUGACGUCACCAACAUGAAGUUCUGUGCUGGCUGCGGCGAACCGACCCGAGCGACGCCGGCGCGGUCCGGCCCGCCCCACGCAGCAAGAAAAGGCAAUUUGCGGCUCAAGGCGCAGGAGCUUGCGGCCAAGAAACGGGCGGCGGCCGAGGCCCGCUUUGCCCAAGCCUACGGCAGCAUGCCGCACCCCACAGCCUCCCCUACAGUACCAUCGCAUCACACUGUGGCAUUGUUAGCGCCAAAGGUCCAUGCGCCAACGACGAUCGCAGGUCCGCCACAUGCUGCGCAGCCAGCACCCCGUGCUUCAAGUUACGUUCCGCCACCUCCACCGACUACGUAUUCUCGGCCAACAACGGCAGCCGCUUCCACUUACGCCCGGCCAAAGAGUGCACCCGUGUCCCAGCCGACGCCAUCCUCCGCACCCGCCUACCGCCCGGUGCUCGCACAGUCGUCGCCGGGCUCCUCGUUUCGACCGCACGUAUCUCCGCCGCGGUCGUCGCCGUUCCCAGUGCAGCAAGUGUUGCCACCGGCGGCAACCUCGAUGACAACACACAACAAGACGAGCGGUAUGAACGCCAACCUCUUUCCGAUGGCGACGUCGAUCGCAACGUCCAUGGCACCACCCGUCCUACCUGCUGCAUCGUCGUCCACUGCGUCGGCGAACCAGCGCUUUGGGCCCCAAGGCUUUGUCCCACCCCGCUUCCUUCCGCCAGAAGAAGGCCAAAACCACGUCUACUCGGUGACGCAGACUGUCACGCGGUCCGUGACCUACACGCAGUGA
Saprolegnia parasitica CBS 223.65 is the source of this 918-nucleotide messenger RNA. RefSeq lists its product as hypothetical. Lineage: Eukaryota; Oomycota; Saprolegniomycetes; Saprolegniales; Saprolegniaceae. The coding region runs from base 34 to 918 and encodes 294 amino acids. The record is from RefSeq and is a predicted model, not a curated record. The transcript has 2 exons.